UAGAGAUUGAGAAGUAAGUGUAUUGCGACUGGGACUGCAGUGAAGCCACGCCAAGCCCGAUCAGCGAGACUCCGAGCACCUCAAUCUUCCUUUCUGAUUCUUCCUCUUCCUCCUCCUCUCUCUUCUCCCCUCACAAUAGCUAUCACCAUGCAAGUCGCACAGAUUCUCUCCGAUUUAACAUCCCUUCAAGUUUGUGAUCAUCACGACGCCCUCGCCCUCGUCACCGUCAACGAGAGAAUCCCCCGCACCCACACCGCAGAAGGGGGCGCAUCCCCGGCGAAAUCUGCAUCCGUCGAUCCCACGGAACAGACGGUCCACGAUGACCUCCGCCGUGCCACGGAGUUAGUGGAGUUACACUACGAGAUCAAGGCGCGCCAUGCGGAUGGGAUGGUCGACGACGACCUCGCGAAGGCAAGGGACGAGGUGGAUCGCGUAUUGAUGGAGAUGGAGGAGGAUGCUUGGUAGGAUAUUCAUAAUGCGACGAGGUAUGGUAUGGACAUGAGGUUAUGAGAGGGAACAGGCGGCAUCUAUGGCAUAUGAUGGUGUUGGGUAUGGCGUACGGGUUCUGAACGGACGGAUGGCUGUUAUAUGGCUAUGAUAUGUAUACCACUAGCUCAAGUGAAUUGAGCCUUACUGUAUUUUGAUCCA
Molecule: messenger RNA, 648 nt
Organism: Aspergillus campestris IBT 28561
Lineage: Eukaryota; Fungi; Ascomycota; Eurotiomycetes; Eurotiales; Aspergillaceae
Exons: 2
Coding region: 148-465 (105 amino acids)
Source: RefSeq, a predicted model, not a curated record